CCCAAAACGCUUGGAUUCUAUCGGUGGUUAGCUGUGCGUUUGAAUCCACGGUAAACAAAUAUGGCGUCGCGCUAUUUUACCUGGACGGUGUCUCAGUUGAAAAAAGAAUUAGGAAGAAGAAAUGCAGUGACGAAUGGUAGAAAAAUUGACUUAGUUCAGAGACUUGAAUCAUAUGACCGGAAUCAAGAUUUCAAAUCACCUGCCGUCCAUCUCCCAGACCCAUUGGAAGUGACCUGGCCUGCAUCAGGAUUCCAACAACUGAUGCCCUCCCAUAGACAACAGCUUCCCAAAUUAACAAGAGAGCAAAUUGAAGCAUACUUUUUACAUCGUCUGGCUGGUGACAAUGAGUCUGCUAGGGACAUAAAAUCCAUAAAGAAUGGGGAACUACUGUAUGCUUCGCAGCGUGUCCUAGCAUGCUCUAUGCUGGUCAAGGAAGACAUUUUCUUUACUGGGAUUGUCAGUGCAGCAAUGAAAAAUAAGGUGACAUACAACUACAAACUUAGCAUUAAGGAAAAGACAGGAGAUGUUUUAUGUUCACACUGUGAAUGCCCAGCUGGAAAAGGCUCAAAUGGAACUUGUAAACACUUGGCUGCAGUAAUGGUGAUGCUGGAAAAAUUUACAGACACUGGGGAACUAGAAAUUGAAAGAACAUGUACUGAAAAUUUGAUGAUGUUCAACAGGCCAAAGCAUCUGCAUAAAGGUUAUCCUGUCAAAGCUGAAGAUCUCAAUAGUAAGAGAAAGUCCUCAGACUUUCUACAUGACCCACGUCCUGAGAAAUACAGAAAAAUGCAAGGCUAUCAAGAUAGGGUGCGGAAUUUGUUGAUCAACUAUACAGCACAGACAUCAGCAAACAUUGCAUUCCGGUAUCUUUAAAAAAGAGCUGAUUUGAAGUCUGCAGUAUCUGAUCACAGCUACCUAUCUCUACCAUUCACAGAAUUCUGGGUUGAUGAAGCAUUGAAGGUAAGGUUUAUUUAUAUCUGUGUUAAAUUUGCAAAAUACUUUAACUGUAAAUUAUUGCAAAUUGAAAUUCAUAAACACUUUUAGUAUAAUUACAUACUUAAGAUAAUUUCACUUUUCUUUAGUUGAUCAUAAAGUAACACCUUUUCUAAGUCUUUGCUUUAUAAUAUAUCACCUUUCAAUGGUGCAACAGUUAUGAAUGUUCCAUCUAAGAUUAAGGCAGAUAAAACAUUUCUAAAUAUUCAAACUUUUUAAAAUUCAAAUAUUCCACUGUUGAAAUAAUAUUCACCAAUUAAAAUACAAACAACAGUUUGUAGACUAGUUAAUAAUCAAAAUUAUUUUUUAUCUGAUAGGUGAAUGAUGAUGACAUAAAAAAAAUUGAAGAUUGCACAAAAGGACAGUCAUCCAACAAAAAAUGGUUUGGGGAAAGGUCAUGGAGACUGACAGCUUCAAACUUUGGCCAAAUAUGUCA
This is a messenger RNA of Pecten maximus, 1429 nucleotides long. RefSeq lists its product as uncharacterized. NCBI's taxonomy places the organism in Eukaryota, Metazoa, Mollusca, Bivalvia, Pectinida, Pectinidae. The record is from RefSeq and is a predicted model, not a curated record. The coding region runs from base 61 to 873 and encodes 270 amino acids. The transcript has 6 exons. Gene Ontology annotation, molecular function: zinc ion binding.